This is a messenger RNA of Staurois parvus, 315 nucleotides long. The record is from the annotation of a GenBank genome assembly. Lineage: Eukaryota; Metazoa; Chordata; Amphibia; Anura; Ranidae.
UCUGCUUCUAUAAACAUUUGUGAAAGACUGUGUAAUAAGUCUAUCCAUGAAAUUUCCUUGCUACUAAAUAUUCCACGGUCAACUGUUAGUGGUAUUAUAACAAAGUGGAAGCAACUGGGAACAACAGCAGCUCAGCCACAAAGUGGUAGGCCACAUAAAAUGACAGAGCGGGGUCAGCGCAUGCUGAAGCACAGUGUGCAGAAGUCACCAACUGUGUGCAAUAGCUCCAAACUUCAUGUGGCCUUCAGAUUAGCUCAACAACAGUGCAUAGAGAACUUCAUGGAAUGGGUUUUCAUGGGCGAGCAGCUGAAUCCA